This is a messenger RNA of Vespula vulgaris, 5073 nucleotides long. Its product is annotated as golgin subfamily A member 4-like. Gene Ontology annotation, biological process: Golgi vesicle transport. The transcript has 10 exons. Gene Ontology annotation, cellular component: Golgi apparatus. The coding region runs from base 135 to 5039 and encodes 1634 amino acids. Gene Ontology annotation, molecular function: small GTPase binding. NCBI's taxonomy places the organism in Eukaryota, Metazoa, Arthropoda, Insecta, Hymenoptera, Vespidae. The record is from RefSeq and is a predicted model, not a curated record.
UCAGAUCAGGUCAGAUUAGGUUGCACCGAUGAAGUGAUGACAGUAUCAACCACGUAAUCCGAUAUAAACACCUCAAUGGAUUUAUGAAAAUUAAGUUAUAUUGAUAAGAAUUGUAAUAUACAAAUUAAUACAAAAUGUUUAAAAAAUUUAAAGAUAAACUUGCCGAAGAGAUGAAACAAUCGCCUGCCAGAUUGCAAGCGAGUAUGCAGCAAAUGGCGCAGGCAGUUAUAUCUCCAGCUCAGUCUAAUAGUUCCAUACAAGAAUUACCAAUGACAGUAGAAAGUAAUGACUUAACCAAAAAAACGGAUGACACUGUCAAGAAUAAUUCCAUAAAGAACACAUUUCAAAAUGUUGAACUUGUACCACCUUUAUCAAAUUCAGUAGAUGUAUCCAGAAGAUCAUCUGUGAACAGUGUAACCAGUGAUGUCACUUCUUUAUUUCCACUUUAUGAAAGCCCUAAGAAUUUAUAUCAUAUACAGUCUGAUAUAGAUCAAUCUGCCACUGAAGUAGAUGAUGACAUUAAUACACAACUUGAUAGAGUUACAAAAGAUCAAUUGUAUUUGGCAUAUAAAAAAGUUCAAGCAAAAUACCAUAAAUAUCGUGGACGAUAUACAGAUUUGGUAAAACAUUAUCAAGAUCUAGAACGAGUUAAAACAAAAUUAGAAUCUGUUUUGGUAGAAACACAAGAUAAUGUAUUAAGAAGAGUUGGAGAUUUAAAAGAACAAUGCCAAUUAGAACAACAAGCAAAAGCACAUUUAGAAGAAGUAUUAAGAAAUGAUAUUGAAGAAAAAAAUCAUAUUAUAGAUACAUUAAAUACAAAGAUUAAACUUCUUCAAGGAAACAUACCACCUACAGAAAACUUAAUGCUACUAGAUAGCGACGAAGGACAUAAUAGUACUGCUAAUGUUAUGGAACCAAAAAAAGAAUUAACUGACACUGCAGAUGAUAAUUCUAUAUUAGUAGCUGAAAAUACGCAACUUAAAAAUAAAUUGAUUAAAUUAGAAACAGUUGUAGUGAAGUAUAAGAAUACUUUAAAACGAGGUGAAAACUUAGUCAAAAAAUAUAAAGAAAUAUUGGAGGAAAAUAACAUAUUAAAACGUGAUUAUGAAGCUCUAAAAUCUUCUAGUUUAGAAAAUGCAGAAAUUUUGCAGAAAGAAUUAAGUAUAGCACGAGAUGAAGUUUCGAAUUUAACAGAACAAGUGAACACUUUAAAAAGGCGCGAAGAAGAAUCUGUAAUAUCUCUAGCUGAAAAUAAACUUUCAAUUCAUAGAGAACUUGAAGGUAAAGAGGAGCAAAUAAAACAGCUUCAAUUUGAUUUAAAACAUACAAUGGAAAAUAAAGAAAAUUUAACCGAAAUUGUUGAGAAGUAUAAAACAGAAUUAGAACAGUUAAAAAUACAAUAUAAUAUACAAAAUUUGGAUGCAGAUCAAAAGGAUAACAUUCAAGAUACAUUAAAAGGUUAUGCAGAAAGUAUAGAAAGUCAUAAUAUAUCAAAAGAAAGUGAUGCUGUAAAUGAAAAUGAAAUGUUGGACAAACUGAAACAUGAUUUAACAGAAAAGGAAGCAGAAUUACAGAAAGUAAAAGUAACUUUACAGGAAACCCAAACACUAUCUAAAGAAUAUCAAUGUGACACAGAAAAAUUCCAAAAUGAACUUUCAAACUUAAAGAUUAAAUAUGUAGAAUUAAAGAAAGAACAUGAUGCACAAAUAAUUAUUACAGAUGAAAGAAAAAAAGAAGCUGAAACAACUAUUGAAAAAUUGCAAAUGACAGUACAAAGCCUUGAUAAAGAAUUAGAAAAUAUGAGAUAUGCUUUGUCAGACAGAGAUCAAGUAUGUGAAACUUUCAAUUUGAAAAUACAAGAAUAUGCAUCAAUGUUGGAAAAAGCUAAUAACAAAUUAUCGGUACAAGAUCUAGAAAUAAAAAAACUUAAUGAUCAAUUAUCUAAUGAAAAUGAAAUAACUAAAUUACAAAAUACAAUAGGAAACAAGGAAGCAGAAUUAAUUGAUCUUCAUAAUAAAUUGAAAUAUUAUAAAGAUACAAUUAGUGAAUUAACUCAACAAGUAGAUAUAAAAAGUUCUAAAAUAGAUUUACUUAAUAAAGAAAAGAUAUCCUUUACAAAUAAACUCUUAUGUUUUAAAACAAAUACAGAAAAACUUAAAGAAGAUUGCACGUACUUAAGAAAUAAUGUUAACGAAAUAUUCCAAGAUCAUAACAAUAAGAUAAAUAGUUUAAACUUUUAUUUACAGGACAUUUUAAUGGAAAAAGAAAACAUUAAAAAAGAAGUAGAGAUUCUACAUACGAAAUUGAAAGCUUCUGAACAAAAAAUUAAUAAAUUGAUGGAAGUAGAAACAGAAUUAACAAAGAUUAAACAGCAAAAAACAGUUUUAGAGUGCGAGCUAAAAGAAUACAAGACGAAAGUAGAACAUAUGAAGAAACUGGAAGCUGAAAGCCAUAAUAAAUCGAACAUUGAAAUUAACAGAUUUAUAACUGAAAUUGAUAAUCUGAAUUUCAAAAUACAUGAUCUGCAGCAAAUGCAAGUUUUAAUAGAAAAGAAAAAAGAAAAUGAAAUAGGACAUUUAGAAAAAGGAAUGAUAGACUUGAAAAAGAAGUAUGAAGAUGCAACGAACGUAAUAAAAACAUUAGAGGAUAAGAAAUCAGAAUGUAAUUUGCUGCAAGAAGAAUUAGAACAUUUAAAAUCCAAGAUUUUAUUUUUACACAAUAAUAAUACUAAAAAUGAUAUUGAAAUGAAUGAACUUCAUGAGAAAAUAUUAAGAAAAGAAUCAGAAAUGGUUGAUUUACAAAUCAAACUUCAAGAUCAUGCAAAAUUAGUUGAAGAGUAUGCUAAAAAAAAUGCAGAAUUGGAGAAAAUUUAUCAAAAUACAAAUAAAGAUCACAUGGAAGAAACUAUGAAAUUAAAUAGUUCAAAUAAUAUCUUACAACAAAUGAUUGAUACAAAAGAUGCCCAAUUGAAUAAAUUAGAAGCGAUUAAAGAACAGCAAGACAAGAACUUACUAUAUAGUGAAAAAAAAAUACAAGAUUUAACUGUAGCACUUGACGAGUUUAGAACUGAAAAUCUAAAUAUGUCACAAACAAUAGAAACAUUAUCAAAAGAAAUAGAAGCAUUAAAAAAUGAAAAUCAUCAAUUAGAGACACUGAAAACUGAAAAUGAAUUAAUAAAUGCUGAAUUGGUACAAUUAAAGUCAAUUAGAGAUCAAAUUUGUGAAGAAAAUACAAAUUUAAACGUAAAACAAUCUGAACUUAUACAAUCUCAUGAAAAACUUAAUAAAAUGAAAGAAACAUUGAAUGAAAAAGUAUUAGAAUAUCAAAAAAAUAAAGAAGACCUUCUCUGUGAUAUAAAAGAAUUACAAAAAAAUAUUGACUCUUAUAAGCAAACAUUGAACGUGCAAAAUGAAGAGUUAAAAUGCAUAAAAAAUCAAUUGCAAGAAACGAAUACAAAAGUGGAUUCUCAAACCAAAAUAUUACAAGAACGUAAUAAAGAAUUGCAGAAAACAAAACAAGAAUUUGAAGAACAAACUCAACAAUUAUGUGAUAAAAGUACUGCAUUAGAUCUAGCUUUAAAAGAUAUGCAGUCAUUGCAAGAAGAAAAAAAUAUACUUUCUGACAAUGUAAUAAAACUAGAAGAGCAACUAACAGAUUUAAAAGCUAGAAACUUGAACAAAACUCCAUUUAAACAUAUUAAUGAAACGCUAACAACCUUUCAAUUGGAGAAACUAAAAAAUGGAGAACUUAUUUUGGAUGAACACCUUGCAAACUUGUCAGCUUCUACAGUUUUAAAACUGGAUGUUGAAAACAAGCAUUUAAUGGCAAGGAUAGAAAAUAUUAUGGAACAAGAAAAGUCAAAAUUGAAAUUAUUGGAAGUAAAAGAAGAAAAUUUGUUACAAGAAAAUGAAAAAUUAAAACUUUUAAGUACAAAUGAACUUGAGAAAAAAAUAAUAGAAAUAGAUACAUUAAAAACUACAAUGAAAGCAAAAGAAGAAGAAAUUAACGAAUUAAAAUUACAAAUAGAAUCAUUAACUGAUUUGAAAGAUAAACUUGAUAGCAAAUUACAAACAACAGAUAAUAAAACGGUAGAACAAAAUCUCGUAGAAGAAAGUAAUAGAUUACAAGAAGAAAACAAAAAACUAGAAGCUGAUUUAGAUGAAGCAAUAAUAACAUUUCAUGCUAAAGAAUCACAAAUGUAUAUGAUCAAUAAUCAAUUAAAAAAUCAAACUGAUCAAUUAAAAGAAGAAUUAAAAAUGCAUGAAGAAGAACAAAAUAUCAGAUUAAAACAAUUAGUCAAAGAAUUUCAAGCUCAACUACAAGAUAAAGAAGAGGAAUUACAGUCAGCACUGGAAAAACGAUUUGAUUAUCAACAAAGUUAUGAAUCCAAUCUUUUACAACAAUACAAAGAGCAAUUAAAAGAUUUUCAAGUUGAAUUAACAACAAAAUCAGAACAACUUGAAAAUCUUAUUUUGGAGAAUAAAAAGUUGACAACAGAAAAAGAAAAUGAGAUAAAAGUUUUAACAGAAAAUAUUGCAUCUAUUAGGAAAGAACAUGUAAAUGAGCUCAGAGAAAUUGAACAAAAGUGGAAAACUAUUUUACAACAAAGAAGUGACAGAUUAGAGGCUAAACAUGAAGAAGAAAUCAAAGAAUUGACAAGAGAAUGGAAAAAUGAAAGAAAGCUUGACACAAAAAUUGACACAGCAACAGAGGAAUUGGAAAAUACUUCUUGUAUAGCAAUGGCUGCAAUACAGUCAAAUACUGGUUCAUUCCAUACAUUUCAACAAACAUUGGCAUCACAAAGUCGUGAAUUGGCUGAACUCAGGAAAUUAGUAAAAUUAAGGCAUGAAACUUUAGAAGACUCAACAGAAAUAGAAUAUCUUAGAAAUAUUUUAUAUGAAUAUAUGAUGGGAAAAGAAACAAUGGUGCUUGCUAAAGUAAUUGCUGCAGUUGUAAAAUUUGAUCAAGAACAAACAGCAAAAAUACUUAAAAAAGAAGAAGACAAAUUAACACUGCUUGGAUCACUUGGCCUUACAUAGAAUACAAUAAUGUAAGAUGACUAAAAAUAUAUAA